This is a messenger RNA of Misgurnus anguillicaudatus (oriental weatherfish), 7217 nucleotides long. NCBI's taxonomy places the organism in Eukaryota, Metazoa, Chordata, Actinopteri, Cypriniformes, Cobitidae. The record is from RefSeq and is a predicted model, not a curated record.
CCGAGCGGCUUCUGCUCACCAUCAUAAAGCUCAACGCAGCGAGUGUUUGCUUUAUUACUCACAAUCUACAAAGAGUUUACACAUUUUGAAAUGAUGUGAAUGAAGAGCCAAUGGCCAGUUGAGAUUUGUUCACUGCUGCAACCUAAAAAAAUCAAGUCACUUUUAGAUCAUAGCAGUUUUUGACAUUAUUUUCAUGACACAGUACGGUAGUGUUUGCUGUUAUUAUUGCUGUGCUGCUGUAAUAAGGUUUUGGGGGAAAUGAGCUUGCAGAACAAAUUCUCAAAUAGGCUUUGUUUUUUAUGCAAUGUUUGUUUGUUUGUUUGUUUGUUUGAGUUAGGGUUACGGCUGGAAUAUAAACAAGACAGGAGACUCAAUCAAUCAAUCAAUCAAUCAAUCAAUCAAUCAAUCAAUCAGUUAUAUUACAAUAAUGUGUCUCUUAACCUUUUGUUACAAUGUAGCACAAUGUAAAUUCUAGUCGACUGUCUGUGGUGGAGGACAUUGCUUUUAUUUAUUUCUGAUUGAAUUACCAACAAGCUGUUUCUGUCAGAAGUCCAAUGGCAAAACUCUUUGAUGUUUCUCAUCAUUGUGCAUGAAAGAGCUUUUACUCAUUAUAAUCAAAUCACUGUCCUGCUAACACUCGCAUAAUCAAACUUCUUCAGUGAGUUCCUCACAGAUUCUUUAAAGCACGUGUACAUCAUGUUUUUAAGUACUAGAGCGGAAACUCUUCCUAACAGUACAUUCACAAGGGGUGUAUAUUUUUUAUAAAAAAUACCUUAACACAUCACACAUUGUAUUUGGAUAACAUUGUAUUUUAUCAAAUAUCUAAAUAACCUGUAAAUAUAAAUAUGUUUUAAUACCAGCAUAAGCUAGUAGCUGGUUUAAACUGGUCCUCUCACUCUGGCAAAGCUGGUGGGGCCAGCUGGUCUUCCAGCCUGACCAGCUAAGCACAGCUAGACCAGCUUGCUACACCAGCAAUACCAGUUAAAACCAAGCUGGAAGCUUAUGCUGGUCUUAGCUGGAUUUUUCAGUAGGAAAACGAAAGAAAGAGAAAAAACUACGCUUAACGUUAGUCUCGAGUUAAAAAGCAAAUGGCCGUUAUAUUCUAAAUUACGUGAAUUUGCGCUUUUUGCAGAGCACAAGAGAAGGCUGGUGCAGAGAAGCACGCACAUAUCAGACGUGCACACUAAAGGAAUAAUGGGUUUAGUUAUGCUUUUACUUAAUUUCCUCAAAAAAACCCAACAAAUAACCAUUAGAGAACACUCUGUACAAGUUAUUUUUAGGUUCACAAAAAUAACCAAAAACUAACAUUAGGGGAACGUUUUGUGUUUGCAACUAGUGUGAGCCUGUCAAUUACGGCUGCUUUCAGCCCCGACAAAACAUUGCAUAACUUUUUUUAUGAAGCAAGAGUUGCAACUAUGGUAGCUGAGAAGGCCAUUCUUUGUGUUCUUUCUUAAAUGUUUCCAGUGUUUAAUGUUGUAAAAUACGCUUGAUGUUACAGUCACUGCCCUUGCCCUCCAGAAUGAAAGAGAACAUUCCAACUUGGACCCAUUGUGUGAGCUGUCUAUUUAGUACCGCGGGAUGUAUUUACAUGCUGCUGCUGCUGCUGAUUGGACUGCAGUUACAGACACACCCAUCAAACAAAAGAAAACGUAUAUUAAACACCAGUGGAUAAACGGUGCAUGGUGUUUCCAGGAAUCAUGACGUUCUACCCAGAAACCAAAGCAAAACAUUGCGCACUGGUUUGAACUGGAAUGUGCCCUAGGUUGAUUCAAGACCGGAGCAAUUGGCUGUUGGCCAUGCUUCAGACAAGCCUUCUGUCAAGCGUUAACGCUUUUUGUAAAUGUAUCGUAAUGCCUUUUAGAUGGAUGUGUCUCUUCAAAUCUAAACUUCUGUUUGUGAGAGUCCACUGUAUUAUAGCGAAGGCUUUACUGCUGCUGUAACGCAUUUUUACUUUCUGUUCUGUGAACACCUCAACAGAGUUUAAUAAGCAGCUAACUGUAACUUCGAUUGGUUCAGGUUCAUCUGGUCAGUGAUUUCUUUCUGAUUCCUCAGGUCUCUAACUAACGCAACAUUCUCCCCGGAUAACACAAUCGUCAGCAUCCAUUCAGGUUGUAGCGGUAUUUGAGACAGCAGUUCCCUGUCGAGAACGUUCUCUCGACAUUGCGUCCGUCAGUGGCUGACGCUAUGGGAUUGGAUUCUCCAAUCACGAUUCCCCUAAAGCCUUAUUACACAAUGCCAGUGCAGUUAGAACUCGCGCUGGCCAAUGACAUUCAAGAUGGCAUAGGAGGCAUGGCCUCUUAAGCCCGGAAUACACUGCACGAUUUUUGUCCUCUUAUAAGAUCAUUACCUUAUCACACUGUGCGACAUGUAUCAUUUAAACUCGGGUACGAGAGGCGUGUAGACUGUACGAUGAUUACACGGAAGCUUCGGCGGCUGCGUCACACGUUGCGCAACGUCACCAGCAUGCGCUCGUGGUAAACAAAUACCGGCCCGCAGGUCGUAGCAGCAAACACACUGUGCGGUGAUCAUGCCGACUUUCUGACACUGCCAGAAAACUGUCGUAGGCUAUCUUUGGACGCAAGACCGGGAAAACGGCCAUCUUUGAACCUCUCUCACUGUACGACAUAGGACCACCGAUGGAGAGCCACGAUCACAGAAAUCGCGACGAUAGUUUCACGAUGGCAAUCUUUCGUCUGGGACGGCCAAUUAUCGUGCAGUGUAUUCCGGGCUUUACUAUAAUAGAAGCCGUCCUGAGUGAAUAUCUUCAGUAUUUUUUUCAUUCACGAGCAAGAUUUCCCUACAAUGAGACACCUGUUGAGUACGCAGAUAAGACGGACGUCCCUCUUAGCGAUCCAGAUGUUGCGGAUAUGCUCGCGGUGCAGAGCUCUUUUAAUCUUUUAUUUUUUUACAUUUAUUCAUUUAGCUGAUGCUUUUAUCCAAAGCGACUUACAAUUGCUAUAUAUGUCAGCGGUCGCACGCCUCUAGAGCAACUAGGGGUUAAGUGUCUUGCUCAGGGACACAAUGGUGUGUCACAGUGGAUUCGAACCAGGUCUCUCACACCAAAGGUGUGUGUCUUAUCCACUGCGUCAUCACUGCCCGAUUCGCACAAGCUAUGUAUAAUAUGUCUGGGGCUUCUCCACGGAGAGACGGCGUUGAUUGGGUCCGAGUGCCCUCAUUGUGAGGAUCUCCCAAUGAAAGUGCUCAGGACUCGGCUCAACAUCCUCACUGCAGCCUCCCAUUGCUGCCAAAGUGCUGCUGGUGGAGGCUCAGCCACUGACGGGGGCCACGCGUGCGCCUGAGCCAGGAGCUGCUGAGUCUGUCUCCUUUGGGGUUCCUGCAGAGGAGAAUGUGAUGUCGCUAAUGGCAUCUGAAAGAGAUUUGGACCAGUCUCCGCGUGGUGCGUUGGAAGCGGACACCCAACCCCCCUCCUUUCAUAAAGAGCUGGUGCGCAUUUUUUCUAAGGCUCUGCAGGACUUGCAAAAGCCCCAGAGGAGCAAACUCGAUUCAUGGUUCUUAGACUUGUGCCACCGCUCUAAGGAAAAGUGCCCCUUUUGUCCCCUACCUGCACGACGAAGUCACCAAAGCAUGGGUGACCCCCCAGGGCAUCAACAGUCACUCCGGCGGGUCAGAGAUAUUUUCCAAAGUGGACGGGGCAGAAGCCUGUGGAUACCUGCACAUCCCCCGUAAAGGGCCUGGUCUAAAGGUGCAUUUAUCCAGGAUUUAUGCUUGGCUGUUGGUUGGUUGUCUCAGAACACCUUUGCUAGGUUUUACAAUCUGUAUGUCUCCUCAUUGGUUUCCCGAGUGCUCUUGGGGUGCACGCCCUCUACCCCCAGUGUCUGACAUACCUGCGGGUUUCUAUCAGGUCAUGUGUGGGAGUACAUAUUUUGAGAAUACACUAGCGCCGGUCCCUGCUCGCCCACUGAGUCAGUUACCAUGUACUGGUAUUUCGGAUUAUUCCCUGCAUUUCUGACGCCGGAAGUCAUCCCCUUGCUGGAUGCUGAGUCAUGUGUACUGCACGUGGAUUAUUUCCUACAAACUUUAACGGCAGACUUUGUUUGCCCGUUGGGCACAUCAACAUGUGACUGCAAGAGUGCUGUGUUCACUGCUGCUUGCCCAGUGAUCUAGACACUUCCACAACAAAACAGAAAGCUAUUCCACCGCUUUUACUCUCGUCUCUCACAAACACUAUAAUGAACAAUGACAUCAGUGAGAGUUACGGUAAGUUUCUUGGCACUAUUUAAAGGUGCUUUGUGUAGAUUUAAGUGGCAUCUAGUGGUGAGAUGGCAAACGCAACCAACGGCUCAAUCCACUGCUCACCCUCCCUUUCGAAGCACACAGAGAAGCUACGGUAGCAGCCACAGGACAAACAUGUCAUCACCUGAGAUGACAUAGUGAUGAAAUGCACUCUCUAGAACAGUUUGUCUGUUUAGGGCUACUGUAGAAACAUGACAGUGACUUCUAAGUAAGAGGACCUGCCGUGUAUAUGGAAAUAAAAACAGCUCGUUCUAAAAACAGUACAGUUCAUUAUGCAAGGUCUUUAUACAUCACUGAUAAUAUAGUUAUGUAGAUUAGAUUGCAUUUCUGUCAAGAGAUCCUCCUAAAAUGUACAUCCUGCACAUUUAAGAUUAGUUUUAAAGUUUUUAAAUUUCACAUGCUAACAUAUGCAAAAGGUACAUAUCCUAAAGUAAACGAUGAUGCGAGUUAUCGUCUCCAACAUAAAUCUCUUUCCUUGGACUGUCUGCAGCAAACAUACGGAUUGUAGUCAACAGUUUACUUCAAUUGGUGAUGUAGUAAAGACCGACAUUAUCAUAAUUCCUCCUGCUUUGACUCACAGCCUGUAAGUUAACUUCUGUUAGCAACCGAAUCUUUAAAAUAUGGUAAGAAAUGUCACAUUUCCUGCUGACCUUAGAGGUGUUCAGACAACUUUGUAAAAAAAGUUUGUCUGUUAAGGACUUCUGUAAACAUGGCGGCACAAAAUGGCGACUUCCAUGGAAGGGGACCCUCGGUGAAUGUAGAUAAAAACGGCUCAUUCUAAGGUAAUAAAAACAUAACGGUGCAUAUGAAAGGUCUUUAUACACACCUGAUCAUAUAGUUUUGUAUAAUAUUUUGCAUUUAUGUCAAGAGAUACUUCUUAAAAUUACACACUGCACCUUUAAGGUCCUUCCAGCUUGACCAGCUUAAAAAGUGACCACAGCUAGACCAGCUUGCUACACCAGCAAUAGGCCCACCAGCUAAAUUGUUGGACAGUAAUGCAGACCCAAGGUCAGCCGAUAUCAAAAUGUAAGACAAUAUACACUAAAUAUGUAUGCUAUUAUAGCAGAUGUACAGAGAACCAUUCCAUAUAUUAUAGAUGUCGUGUUAUCAUUUAUCAUCACUGACUUCAUUUAUGAAAUACUACAAAGUCUUUUAUAUACACAACAACAGCUCAUAUUGGGGUGGAAGGAAAUAAAGUGGUGGAUAGCGUUAGCCAAACAGGCCAUACAAUUUCCAGAAGUUGAUAUUAAAAUUGCAUUGAGUUAGAAUGAGAUAAAAAGUAUAAUAGCUAAAGAAAUUAGGAAGAAAUGGCAGAAGAAAUGGGACAGUGGAAACAAGGGUCGACAUUUAUACAACAUUCAAAGAACAGUUGGUUUAGAAAGAAGAAGCAUUGGAAAUAGGAGGAAGGAUGUUUUAAUUUCAAGAAUGCACAUUGGCCAUUGUUUAGAAUGUUUACUAAAUUAAAGUAUGGUCAGAAUUGGGAAACACCAGACUGGGUAUUGUGAAAAAUGUCGUUCGGAAAAUAUGGAAACAGUUGAACAUGUAUUACUAAAAUGUGAGACUUAUGCAAGAGAAAGAUUUCUUGUUAUUCUGUUAGUACAGUCUAUCACACAACAGCUGUGUCUCAUUUAGACGUGCCACUCAGUGGGCGUAACCGCAGUCCCUCUCGCCGACGGUGACGUCAUGUGCAUACCCUCUAUUACCGCUGGGAGCGCGCGUCACUGCUGAUCGUAGAUCGUAGGCACAAGAAAGAACGUGAUCGUGACGUCACUUCCCCAGGAGAUUUUCUUAAGCUAUUUGUUAGUGAAGUGAUCAUCAAGAGUUUCUGUUUUUUAUUUUGUUUUAUGUGUUGAUGUCGUCCGGAGGAUCACACUGAAGUUGAUAUUAAUGACGUGCCAAUAAACUGCAGGAAUCUUUUGACUUCAGGCAAAACUCAGGAAGAGGUGUGACACAAUGAGAUGAGAUGCGAGCGAGGCGUCUGUAUCUCCAUGUGCAGGGACACAGUCAGACUGACGUCAACAAUGCUGUUGCAAGAAUAAAGGAAAUCAUCUCGGAGGACGUUUUGCGGUUAUCAAAUGGGCUACAACCUCUUGUGAUGCCCACCGUCCCAGUGUACCGUCAACCUCUUGCAGCGGCCGACACCCGACCCCCAAACAUUCCCACGAUUCCUGGACACAAGCCGCCCCCUCCUCACUCAGGGGCCUGGACCGAUCGCAACCAUCCUUUAAUGCGAAUGAGCGAUGUAGAGGGGCGGUCCGGCUCAUAGCUACAGCACAUUCAGUCUGAGAUGGGCGCUCGUGUUUUCCUCAGAGGUAAAGGUUCUGGAUACAUCGAGCAGGCGUCUCGCCGCGAGUCUUUCGAUCCGCUGCAUCUGUACGUUAGCCACCCGAAUGCAGCAGGACUGGAGGCGCCGAAGAAACUGUGUGAUAAUCUCCUGGAGACGUUGACUGAUGUCACAUCAUUUGUUGCAGUUUACUCCACCAGUAACAGCUACAGCAGCCAAUCCUGGUACAGCUACCCAGCGUAUCCUGUGUCCGCUGGCUUCUGGAAUAACUUUGGCCAAUCCCAGCUGUGCAACAGUCCAGUGCAGUAUCCCGUGUGGUCGCAUGAACAAACAGCUUUCAGGCAGCAGGAUGAGGUGUCUGCAGGUGAUUUGGUGAAGGUCGUGACAGACAGAAGCUCUGAGAGUCUUAUGUUCAGGAUAUUGAUGCCACCUCUCGCAGUUCUGCUAACCUCAGGUAGAAAGAGACGAAGAGAAGAAACUUUGAAUAAAUGUUUGAGAGAGACAGCUGAUGAAGAGAAGAUGAAGACCAUCAGAGGAAUGCAGUCGUUCUUCAGAACUCAUACCGUAUGGAGGAAGAAGUGCAGUCUGAAUGCAUCAUUGCAACAAAAGACUUUAAUUUUGUAAAAUGUUUAGAUGCUGAUGAUGAAUCUGUUCCUAUGUAAUAAAAACACAAAGAGAG